Emiliania huxleyi CCMP1516 is the source of this 1224-nucleotide messenger RNA. RefSeq lists its product as hypothetical. The record is from RefSeq and is a predicted model, not a curated record. Gene Ontology annotation, biological process: protein phosphorylation. The transcript has 3 exons. Gene Ontology annotation, molecular function: protein serine/threonine kinase activity; ATP binding. The coding region runs from base 1 to 1224 and encodes 407 amino acids. NCBI's taxonomy places the organism in Eukaryota, Haptophyta, Isochrysidales, Noelaerhabdaceae.
AUGGUCGAGGAUUCGGACGAGGGAGACGACGUGGACGACACCCCCUUCCUCGACAUCGCGCACGAGCGCUCCAGCGUUGGCGACGGCGACGGCGCCUCCGCGGUUGGCGGUGCCUUUAGCGCCAGCAAGUCUCGCUAUAACGUCGAGGACUUCGAGAUGCUCAAGGUGCUGGGCAAGGGCGCGUUCGGAAAGGCACUCGGAGCCCUGCCCCUGCCCCCUACGAGCGCGCGCCCGAAGCCGACCUGCCGCGUACAGGUGAUGCUCGUCAAGGCGCGCGACCACGGGACGGUGUACGCGAUGAAGGUGCUCUCCAAGGCGGUGCUGCUGGAGCGCAAUGAGGUGACGCACACGCGGACCGAGCGGAAGACGCUCGAGGACACGCACCACCCCUUCCUCGUCCACCUGCGCUUCGCCUUCCAGAGCCCGUCCAAGCUGUUCCUCGUCAUGGACUACUGCUGCGGCGGCGAGCUCUUCUACCACCUCAAGUGCCGCGGCCGCUUCGACGAGCCACGCGCGCGGCUGUACGCGGCCGAGAUCGCGUCGGCGCUCUCGCACCUCCACUCGCGCAAGGUUAUCUACCGCGACCUGAAGCCCGAGAAUGUGCUGCUCGACAGCGACGGCCACGUGCGGCUAACCGACUUUGGCCUCGCCAAAGACGCGAUGGAGCUCUCCGACAAGACGCACACCUUUUGUGGCGCGCGCUGCCGCCGCACCCGCACGCCCGACUACCUCGCGCCCGAGGUGAUCCGCGGCGGCGGCCACGGCCGAGGCGUCGACUGGUGGAGCCUCGGCACGAUGAUCUACGAGAUGCUCGGCGGCCUCCCUCCGUACUACUCAGAGAACGUGAACGCCAUGUACGAGAAGGUGCUGCGCGCGCCCCUCGAGUUCCGGCCAGAGACGGCCUUCUCGUCCGACGCGAGGGACUUGCUCCACGGCCUGCUGCAAAAGGAGCCUGAGCAGCGGCUCGGCUCGUCGGCUCGCGACGGCGAGGAGCUGCGAGAGCACCGGUGGUUUGCGCCGAUCGAUUGGGCCAAGCUCGAGCGGCGCGAGCUCGAGCCGCCCUUCAAGCCGGAGGUCGGCCACGAGACGGACGUGUCCAACUUCGACGAGGAGUUCACGUCGGAGGUCGCGCAAGAGUCGUUCGGAAGCGACUCGGCUCUGAGCGCGAAGGCCGCCGCCGCCUUCGCCGGCUUCACCUAUACCGACGCGUCAGCGCUCGCCUGA